Molecule: messenger RNA, 1119 nt
Organism: Malaya genurostris
Lineage: Eukaryota; Metazoa; Arthropoda; Insecta; Diptera; Culicidae
Exons: 3
Coding region: 159-1058 (299 amino acids)
Source: RefSeq, a predicted model, not a curated record
AAUCAUCUGUUCCGCAGCAUGGUAGCAUGGAAAAUCGAUAUCUCGCACAGAAGCUCCUGACAUAACGUUGUAAACACAGGGAAAUCGGUCGCCCAGCGUAACAUAUUGUAGUGGAAUUUGUGCCAUUUCGAUUUUUUGUUUUUGAUCCGGAACCAACCAUGCUGAUGGUGGAUAGUGGAAACGAAAGUGCCGCCGAACGGCUGGAGUCACUGUUUAUGGAUAACUUGAAAAGUGAUGAGCACCACAAUCUGCCGGACUCCGAUGCCGAGAGUGAAAUCUACUCCAAAAUGAACGAAUUUGACGUAGUCUUUGCCGAUCCGAAGCAAACGAAUCCGUCGAGUGGGGAAGCCGUCAUCAGCAGCCGGAGGGUUCUGACCAGUGACAAUAGCACGGAAUCGUACACAUCUUCGGUGGCAACCAGCAGUGUGUCAACGCAGGAUGACGAUCCCCGAGCUAGCCAAAAGGUGACCCAGAUAAAUACGUGCAAAAUUCUGCAACGAAAACUGGAACUGAAAGUGGAACGGGCAAAGCGCAACUACAGACAGAUGUACGAGGAACAGGAAUGCAAUCCGGAACAGACACCGAAAUCAUCCUCCAUGAUACCGAUAUCUCGCCUGGCGAUUCCCGGGGGAGGUUGCAUCCAAGAUGGCCAACAACCGCCGCUGGUGGACGUCAACAGCGACGAGGACGAACUGGAAGCGGUAACAUUUUUUCCACGACCCGAUCGAAAUGGGUUAGCGAACCGAAGACACAACACACGGCAGGAACUUUCGGAUACUUUUAGCAUACAGGAGAUGACGAUUGAAUCGGAUCAGGAAGAUGAGUUACGAGAUUACGAGCAGUGCCGGAAGUUAUCGAACAGUAAGGGAUACAAGAAAAUUUUGAACCGCGGAAUUAGCGGAGAAGCAGACGACUAUCUGGAUAAUGAUGCGGAGGAGGACGAGGAGGAUGAUGAUUCACAGAAUUUAGAACUGUUGCCACCGCAGGCCGGCUACGGAGUGAAAGAAUGGGUAGAACGUGUGUUUUGUUGUUCUCGAAAGAAUGAUUUGUUUUCCUGAAAUUACGAGUACCGGCUAGUCGCGGAAUCCAGCGACAACGGCUGAGAAGGGCAGUGGGUGG